This is a messenger RNA of Penicillium subrubescens, 864 nucleotides long. Its product is annotated as ribonuclease H family protein. Bases 1 to 864 code for a protein of 287 amino acids. The transcript has a single exon. The record is from RefSeq and is a predicted model, not a curated record. Gene Ontology annotation, molecular function: nucleic acid binding; RNA-DNA hybrid ribonuclease activity. Lineage: Eukaryota; Fungi; Ascomycota; Eurotiomycetes; Eurotiales; Aspergillaceae.
AUGAAAGUCUUCACAGACGGGUCGAAAUUGCCUGAUGGUAUGGCAGGUGCCGGGUUUGCUCUAUACCAGACAGGAAGACUUUGCCUCCAAUCAUCAUUCUCCCUCGGACCAAACAAAGAGGUUUUUGAUGCCGAAGCAGAAGCAGCUCUUGCUGGUAUCAAAGCAGCCACACAGUCUUACAAUGCACGCUUUGCCACCGACCUCUGGGUCUGCCUAGAUAACCUAGAAGUGGCCACCCGCCUGCUCUCACCCUUCUCAGGCUCAUCUCAGGAAGUUUUUGAGACCUUCCGAACCCUAGCUUUAGCCUGGCCCGAGCGGGAGAGGUUCUCCUACACUAAUGGGGGCACUGUACGUAUAUGCUGGGUCCCUGGGCAUGCAAAAGUCCCUGGGAACGAAGCCGCUGACCAAGCUGCAAAGAGGGGAGCUGCCUUGGAACCCCCCGUCCCCCCUAUUUACUCUUUUGCCUCACUUAAGCGACAUACAAAGGCUGCUAUGAUCUCUAGCUUACAAAGGCACUGGCAAGCUGUGGCUCCGCAGUCCUACCAGGAUCUCUGGAUCACCUCCUUCACUAGCUGCCCGGAUGAACUUCGCCUCCCACGCUACCUUCUUGGGCGGAUCCUAGCAGCUCGUACAGGGCACGGCGAUUUUGCAGACUACCAUGAGCGGUUCAAUCAUGAAGACGCACAUCUACAUUGCCGGUGUGGAGCCAGGAAGACUCCAGUUCACUUCUUCUUCUGCCGAGUAGCUAAGAGACGGCUCCCCCGACCCUCAGGGCCCCCCCUCAGAGACAAUUCCCUUCCUACUGGGAACCCCAAAGGGCGCAGCACAGCUGGCUGCCUGGCUAUCAGAGACUCGGUUCUUUGA